This is a messenger RNA of Leptinotarsa decemlineata (Colorado potato beetle), 1216 nucleotides long. Its product is annotated as putative inorganic phosphate cotransporter. NCBI's taxonomy places the organism in Eukaryota, Metazoa, Arthropoda, Insecta, Coleoptera, Chrysomelidae. Gene Ontology annotation, cellular component: membrane. Gene Ontology annotation, molecular function: transmembrane transporter activity. Gene Ontology annotation, biological process: transmembrane transport; monoatomic anion transport. The record is from RefSeq and is a predicted model, not a curated record.
ACGAUUUUUAUUAUUGACAGGUUCCAGACUGGGUGCCCGACAUGUUCAAGUGGCAUUUAUGCUUCUGUUGCUUGGUAUUGGAAUUGGAAUGAGAGUACACCUUUCUGUAGCAAUAGUAGCGAUGACAGACAAUACAACGAGCACAAAUCCUGAUAUUCCGACUUACGAUUGGAAGAACAAGAGCCUAAUAAUUUCAUCUUUCUAUUGGGGAUACUUCUGUCUUCAAGUAGUUACGGCGGAACUGGGUCGGAAAUAUGGUCCCAAAAAAUUUUUACUAUUAGCUAUGUUUAUUAAUUCGACUGCAAUCUCACUGAUACCUCUGAUAGCUAAUUUAUAUGGAUCAAUAGGAGUGAUAGUUUGCAGAGUGAUAAUGGGACUGACACAAGGCUGUUUUUAUUGCAAUGUUCAUAACAUUCUCUCCAAGUGGACUCCAGAUUCUGAAAGAACUCGUUUGACAUCUUUUGCAUUAUCAGGUGCGUCAUUGGGCACUAUCUUCACAAUGCCGAUUGUUGGAUAUAUGUCAUCUUCAAACCUAGGAUGGCCAUCUGCACACUAUUUAUAUGGAAUAGUCGGAUUCUCAUGGACUAUUUCCUAUCUCAUUAUUGGUUCUGACAGUCCUAGAGAACAUCGCAGUAUAACAGAAGCAGAACUGAAGUAUAUCGAAGGUUCAAUGAAACCAGCCGAAAAGAAACUACCUACUCCUUGGAAGUCAAUUGCAACAUCUGUACCAGUAUGGGCCUUAUUUUUUACGCAAAUUGGUGGAAACUGGGCUUACACUACGUUACUUUCAGAAAUUCCAAUUUACAUGAGUAAAGUCAUGGGAUUCGACAUGCAAAAUAACGGACUAUUAUCAGCAGUUCCUUACUUGACCAAUUUCUUUUUGACUUAUGUAUUUUCCUUUUCAUCAGACUUUCUGAUCAAUAAAAACAUUUUAUCCAUAACUUUGUGCCGGAAGAUUGCUAACUCAAUAGCAACAACAGUACCAGCACUAUCAUUAAUUGUUCUCGGUUUUCUACCAAAUGAUUCGAAUACUUUAUCAGUUAUACUGCUGAUAGUGGCUGUGGGUGCACAGUCGGCAUCUUCAAGUGGAUAUUUGGUAAAUCAUUUGGAUCUAUCUCCAAAUUUCGCUGGAAUUUUAAUGGCAAUUUGCAACAGCACGGCAUAUUUUGUAGGAAUCUUCGCUCCAAUUCUAGUACAACUUGUUGUUGUUGACGAG